Messenger RNA from Hydra vulgaris (swiftwater hydra), 1280 nucleotides. Its product is annotated as dynein axonemal assembly factor 10. The record is from RefSeq and is a predicted model, not a curated record. Gene Ontology annotation, molecular function: ubiquitin binding. Lineage: Eukaryota; Metazoa; Cnidaria; Hydrozoa; Anthoathecata; Hydridae.
UAAAUUAGCCGCCAUUAAGUAUUGCGCGAAAUAAUUUUAUUUUAAAAGUUCGGAAAAGUAGUGAGAUCAAAACACAAAAUAAUGGAUAGCAUUAAAAAUCCACAGAUAGUCACACAUGUGAACAAGUCUUUAAAUUACACUAUUUUUGAUGCUAAAUUUGUGCCAAAAAGUGCUAGGUUUGUUUGUCUUGGUUCGAAUGCUAAAGGAUCUGGAGUUAUGCAAAUCUACGAAAUCACGCAUAACGACCUUAAAGGCGACAUUAAUCUCCUUUCAGAUAUAGAAAAAAGCUCUUCAUUUAAAUGCGGUACAUUUGGAGCAGCUGACCUGCAGUCUCGCUGUAUAGCAACUGGCGACUUUAAUGGAAAAUUAGGAGUUUGGGAUCUUGAAUCACCUUCAAUUCCUGUUUACUCUGUUCAAGGACAUAAUGAGAUUAUAAAUUCAAUAGAUGGAGUCGGUGGUCUUGGAAUUGGCGAGGGUGCUCCAGAAAUUGUUACUGGCAGUAGAGAUGGGUCUGUUAAAGUUUGGGAUCCUCGCCAAAAAGAUGUACCCGUUGCCAAUAUAGAACCUAAUCCCGGUGAAGCUAAAAGAGACUGUUGGUGUGUUGCAUUUGGUCACUCGUAUAACCAAAGUGAAAGAAUGGUGGCAGCGGGAUAUGACAAUGGUGAUGUUAAAUUGUUUGAUCUUCGAACAAUGUCUUUGAAAUGGGAAACAAACCUUAAAAAUGGGGUGUGCGGUUUGGAGUUUGAUAGAAAAGAUAUUGUUAUGAACAAGUUGGUUGCAACAACGUUAGAGUCAAAGUUUCACGUUUUCGAUUUAAGGACAUAUCAUGCAACAAAGGGAUAUGCAUCAUUGUGUCAAACGGCUCAUAACUCAACAAUAUGGUCUGUGAAACAUCUUCCUCAAAAUCGCGACAUCUUCAUGACUACUGGUGGUACAGGGUCCCUUAAUCUCUGGAAAUACUCUUAUCCGUCAUCUCGCACUACUGAAGAUUCUGAUGGAAUGCUGAUAGGUGUGAUUGGAACUGUUGCUAAGUUACAAAAUGUUACUCUUUCAACACAACCUAUAGCAUCAUUUGAUUGGUGCCCUGAAAAGACUGGAUUGGCUGUAUGUACAUCCUUCGAUCAGGCUCUUCGUGUUCUUAUUGUUACCAAAUUAAAUACCCAAUAAUGUUUUGUUUUUUUUCAACCAAAAAACGUUUUCAUGAAGUUAUGUCUAGUUGGCUUUGUUUUUAUUUCAUUUUUUAUAUAAAUUAAAUAUUUUAUUAAAUAUAAAUUUGAAAA